Messenger RNA from Owenia fusiformis, 364 nucleotides. The record is from the annotation of a GenBank genome assembly. NCBI's taxonomy places the organism in Eukaryota, Metazoa, Annelida, Polychaeta, Sabellida, Oweniidae.
AGGAAGAACGUUAUUUCAGUCAUUUGUGCAAAUGUGAGACCAACUGGACGGAAACAAACACCUUGACACCAGCUUGUCCAACAUCAUGUGCGGCGCAAGAUGAACAGUUUAACUUGAUAUUUGCAAUAGCCGGAGCAGUCGUUGGUAUUUUACUCGUUUUGAGUGGAAUGGUCUUUGACAGACUUGGUACAUUAAUUACCAGAUUACUCGGGAGCGUUGUAUUUCUGUCAGGAUCUUUGAUGGUAGCAUUAUCCACGCCAGCAAUUUCCUACGUCCUUUACCCGGCGGUGCUUUGUGUCAUGUAUGGUGGUUUCUUUAUUCUUGUUACCAAUAUACAACUUGGAAAUCUUCUCAAGAGAGGGCG